AUGGGUCUGGAGCCGGAGGCUUCCACUCCGCCACAACCCGAAGCUGCCCCCCAGAAGGAGGCCGCCAAACCUGCUGCAGCGGCGGAGGCAGCGACAGCAGCUCCGGACGCUGAAGCCGAGCCCUCCCUAGCUGAGCCAGCAGCUGAGGGGGCUGCUGCCAUGGCGGAGGCUGCAGCGCCAGGGGCAGCAAGGGCGGCGGCACCGGAGGGGGCAGAGGCCGCGGCACCGGGGGCCGCUGAAGUCCGUCUGGGCGAUCGCAUCAACUCCGUCUCCGCCCGCUACGCCGAGGAGCGCGCCAAGCUCGUGCUGGGGCGCGAGCUUCUGCAGGAGGAGCUGGAGCAAGCUCGCGUCCGGGAGGCGGCGGCGCUCCAACGGGAGAAAGAGGCCACGCGGCGGGAAGCGGAAGCCCUUAAGGGGCUGAUCGCCGUGGAGGAGAGGAUGCAGGCGGCAGCGGACAGGGAGCGGACCGCCCGAGAGCUGGCGGCUGAAGUCAGGAGGGCUUCGGCAAUCGUCGAGGCGGAAAAGUCCGCCCUCGCAGAUUUGGCAGCAGCGGAUUUUCGCUGUACAUGUGACAAUAGCUUGAGAGUUGAACAGAUGGCGCUUAGAGAUAUAUCAUGUCAUUUCAUAUCUAUGGGCAAAGAUAUCAAGCACUAUAGUCUUCUGGAGCUACACGAGACUGAUGAAGAGCGAUCGAGGGAUCAUUAUAGGGAACUUACUAAGGAGCAGAACCUUGGGUUUGAUGAGGAUCAUCUGAAAAUUGUUGAUACACUUAAUGCAGAACAAAUGGCUAGUUAUGAGGAAAUGCUUGAUCAUGUUUCGAAUAACAAAGGACACGUGUUCUUUGUAGAUGGUCCAGAUGGCACCGGUAAAACUUAUCUCUACAAGGCUUUGAUUGCUAAGAUGCGGUCGAUGGAUCUUAUUGCUGUUGCUACUGCUACAUCUGGUAUAGCUGCCUCCAUUAUGCUUGAUGGGCGCACCGCACAUUCCCGGUUCAAGAUUCCAAUAAAGUUGAGUGGCAAUACUUUGUGUAGUUUUACAAAGCAGAGUGGCACAACUGAGCUGGUUAGAAGGGCAUCUUUGAUAAUAUGGGAUGAGGUUGCAAUGACUAAGAGGCAGGCAGUUGAGGCUCUUGACAGGUCAUUGCGGGAUAUAAUGGGUUGUGGUAAGCCAUUUGAUGGGAAGGUUAUGUUGUUUGGUGGCGACUUCGGACAGGUUCUUCCUAUGGUGCCGCAUGGUAAGAGGGCGUUCAUUCCAAGGAUUCCAAUAUCUCCUUCCGAAGACCUCACCCUUCCGUUCAAGUUUAAGAGGAAGCAAUUCCCCAUCCGGUUGAGUUUUGCGAUGAUAAUUAAUAAGGCGCAGGGUUAG
Molecule: messenger RNA, 1365 nt
Organism: Panicum hallii
Lineage: Eukaryota; Viridiplantae; Streptophyta; Magnoliopsida; Poales; Poaceae
Product: ATP-dependent DNA helicase PIF4-like
Exons: 5
Coding region: 1-1365 (454 amino acids)
Biological process (GO): telomere maintenance; DNA repair
Molecular function (GO): DNA helicase activity
Source: RefSeq, a predicted model, not a curated record